Messenger RNA from Solea solea (common sole), 2058 nucleotides. Its product is annotated as transcription termination factor 1-like. The coding region runs from base 125 to 1900 and encodes 591 amino acids. Lineage: Eukaryota; Metazoa; Chordata; Actinopteri; Pleuronectiformes; Soleidae. The record is from RefSeq and is a predicted model, not a curated record. The transcript has 11 exons.
AAAUAAACAAGUAACCGCCAUUUUGCUAUUUUGGCCGCGUGGAUUUAUUAGCAAGCGUACAACAGGGAAGUAAAAAGACGUUUGAAUGAACUGACCUGCAACAUCAGCAGUGCAACUCUCCACCAUGAUGAAUCCUCCAACAGACUCUCUCUCUUCCUCCCCUCAGAAGAGAAAAAGAAGAAAAUCAGAGAGUGUGAAGGAAUUUCCUGUUCCUGUUGACAUUAACACACCUGAGAGGCUCAAGAAGAAGAAGAAGGAGAAGAAAAGGAGACAAGAGGAUAAGCAGGAGGUCAGUCUUCCUCUUCCUCCAACUGCCUAUGAAGAGACAAAGAAACGGCAUAAGAAAAAGAAGGUGCAGGAGGAACAAGGAGAAGAGGAGGAUGAGGUGGGGGUGGAGGAGGGAGUACAGGAGGAAGUGGCUGAGGAGGUGCAAGCCGCUGUAUUAACCAGGGAAACAGAAAAGAGAAAGAAAAAGAAGAAACACAAGAAUAACGUGAGUGAGGCCAGUGCUGUCAUUGUGACAAAUCAGAGCAACAGAGAAUUUGACUCAUUGCUUUCUGUGGAGCAGAGCACCAGCAUGGAGGAGGAAAAGGAAAUAAAGUCAGAAGUGGUGUCUCAUGAAAGCGAUAUUGUGGAAAAGAAGAAAAAGAUAAAUGAAGAAGAGAGGACGAGAGAACAAAUGGAAGAGAAGAUGGGGAAGAAGAGCACAAUGAAAGGAAGAGCUGCUGAGAAGAGGAGGGGAGGACCGGCAGCUUUAGAAGAUCAGUCGGAUUGGGCCUUGGUAGAGGAGCUGCAAGAGUUUAUUCCAAAUGUAAAGGAAAAGUCGGCACAUGAAAUCUACAGACUGCUGCGAUAUGACCUGCACCGCUUCAAAAACUUCAAACGGCAAGGUAUCUCACUACAUCAUGGACGGUACACUCAGGAGGAGAUAGAGCAAAUCAGACAGAACGUGUCAGACUUCCUGGCUCUGACUGGCAUCAGCUCAGCCACUCGGCUUUUGUUUCCUCAGAGGUAUAAGGAGCAGGAGAAAGACAUCAGGAAGCUAAAAGCACAGCAUCACUUCAUGGAGAAGAUUGCUGAGGGGGUCCCUCGCACAUGUCAUCAAGUUUACACCCGGGCUGUGAAGCUCUUUGAUGACACAAACUACAAUGGAAGGUUCUCAGAGGAGGAGAUUCAUUCUCUGAUCAAGUUACAGAACUUCCAUGGUAACAAUUGGACAGCAAUCUCUAAAAAGAUGGACCGCAGUGUUUAUGCCUUAGAGAAACGCUUUGCCACCAUAGCUGCAGAGAAUGGGCCGUGGAGUUCAGAUGAAGUAUCCAGGUUGAAAUUGGCUAUGAAGGCUCGUCUGGAGGAUUUGGUCCAGCAGGGUCCUGCAGAGGCUGGUCUGACCAGAGAACAGCUAUGUAACAAUCUGCCCUGGAAGGAGAUCAGUCAGCGGGUUGGAACCAGAUCCUGGUGCCAGUGUCGCCUCAAGUGGUUUUCAAUCUUGAAAUCAAAGCUGUCUUCAGGUGGCAGCGUCUUCAACAGAAGGCCUGAUGGAAUUCAGGCAAAACUCAACCUCAUCAAAACAUUGUACAACAUGCAUGUGGAUGAUGCAGCAGAGAUCAACUGGGAUGAGGUUGCCAAGCUUGUUGGGAACGCGACUCCCGUGUGUUUACAAAAGGCUUUUCACCGGCUGAAAGUUUCCAGAGUUCCCAACUGGACCCGUUUAUCAUAUGGAGAAAUCAUUGACUUCCUGUAUAAGGAAGUGGUUCCUCUCCUGAAGAAGAAACUGAGGGAACUGAAGAAAUUUGGCUUGGAAGAGCGGAAGCAGGAUGAUCAGGAGGAGAGAAAGUACCUGCUGUCUGACAUCUUCACCUCUGAGGAUGAGGAUUAUGUAGAGGUGGACAACAGCAGGUGACCAUUAGCCAAUCAAGACACAGAAGGAAUUCAAGGCAGCAGCUCCUUAAAGACUUAAAUGACUGGCCCCACUCACUUCAUUAGACUUGAUUCAGACUAAUGAACCCAAAUGUUUUAUCUGUCGACGUUUUUUUACUAAUGAAAUGACUUUGUCCCUAA